This is a messenger RNA of Torulaspora delbrueckii, 645 nucleotides long. It is a transcript of the gene SEC22, whose product is annotated as SNAP receptor SEC22. The transcript is spliced from 2 exons. The record is from RefSeq and is a predicted model, not a curated record. Gene Ontology annotation, cellular component: Golgi membrane; ER to Golgi transport vesicle membrane; endoplasmic reticulum membrane. Bases 1 to 645 code for a protein of 214 amino acids. Gene Ontology annotation, biological process: vesicle fusion with Golgi apparatus; endoplasmic reticulum to Golgi vesicle-mediated transport; retrograde vesicle-mediated transport, Golgi to endoplasmic reticulum. NCBI's taxonomy places the organism in Eukaryota, Fungi, Ascomycota, Saccharomycetes, Saccharomycetales, Saccharomycetaceae. Gene Ontology annotation, molecular function: SNAP receptor activity.
AUGAUCAAAUCGACCCUGAUCUACAGGGACGAUGGCCUUCCAUUAUGUGCAUCGGUAGACGACGACAGCGAUCCAACCUUGACAGAGCAAAAGAAGAAGAUCAAGAUGGUCGUUUCAAGAAUGACCCCACAAUCCGCAGAGGAAGCCACUUUGGAGAGUGGUGACUACGAGAUUCACUAUUUGAAACUCGCCGUAGUCGUCUAUUUCGUAAUUUGCGAAAAAGGAUACCCUCCAAACCUAGCCUUCUCAUAUCUGAACGACGUUGCACAAGAAUUCGAACACUCCUACGGACUCGAAAGCACCAGACCUACAGUAAGACCAUAUGCAUUUGUCAGUUUCGACAAUUUCCUACAAAAGACUAAAAAAACUUACAGUGACAAGAAAGUACAGGACAACCUAGAUCAAUUGAACAAUGAAUUGCACGGAGUCAAGCAAAUCAUGUCCAAAAACAUAGAAGAUUUACUCUACAGAGGAGACUCCCUUGACAAGAUGAGUGAUAUGAGUGCUUCCUUAAAGGAAAGUUCCAAGAGAUACAGAAAAUCCGCACAAAAAAUCAAUUUGGACCUGUUGAUAAGUCAAUACGCACCAAUUGCCAUUGUUGCCCUAUUCUUUGUAUUUCUCAUCUGGUGGAUCUUCCUAAGAUAA